Messenger RNA from Nycticebus coucang (slow loris), 1132 nucleotides. RefSeq names its product outer mitochondrial transmembrane helix translocase-like. The record is from RefSeq and is a predicted model, not a curated record. Gene Ontology annotation, cellular component: mitochondrial outer membrane. Gene Ontology annotation, molecular function: ATP hydrolysis activity; ATP binding. The transcript has a single exon. The coding region runs from base 31 to 1107 and encodes 358 amino acids. NCBI's taxonomy places the organism in Eukaryota, Metazoa, Chordata, Mammalia, Primates, Lorisidae.
GAUGUUUCUGCCCCUGGGUUAACAAUCAAGAUGGUACAUGCUGAAGCCUUUUCUCGUCCCUUGAGUCGGAAUGAAGUUGUUGGUUUAAUUUUCCAUUUGACAAUAUUUGGUGCAGUAACAUACUUUACUAUCAAAUGGAUGGUAGAUGCAAUUGAUCCAACCAGAAAGCAAAAGGUAGAAGCUCAGAAACAGGCAGAAAAACUAAUGAAGCAAAUUGGUGUGAAAAAUGUGAAGCUCUCAGUGAGUAUUGCUGCUCAUCUGGUAGACCCUCUUAAUAUGCAUGUUACUUGGAGUGAUAUAGCAGGUUUAGAUGAUGUCAUUACAGAUCUGAAAGACACGGUCAUUUUACCUAUCAAAAAGAAGCAUUUGUUUGAAAAUUCCAGGCUUCUGCAGCCUCCAAAAGGUGUUCUUCUCUACGGGCCUCCAGGCUGUGGUAAAACAUUGAUUGCCAAGGCAACAUCCAAAGAAGCAGGCUGUCGAUUUAUUAACCUGCAGCCCUCAACACUGACCAAUAAGUGGUAUGGAGAAUCUCAAAAAUUGGCUGCUGCUGUUUUCUCUCUUGCCAUAAAGCUACAGCCUUCCAUCAUCUUUAUAGAUGAAAUAGACUCCUUUCUACGAAACCGUUCAAGUUCUGACCAUGAAGCUACAGCCAUGAUGAAAGCUCAGUUUAUGAGUCUCUGGGACGGAUUGGAUACUGAUCACAGCUGCCAGGUCAUAUUAAUGGGAGCUACUAAUCGUCCCCAGGAUCUUGACUCGGCUAUAAUGAGGAGAAUGCCUACAAGAUUUCAUAUCAACCAGCCUGCUUUAAAACAAAGAGAAGCAAUCCUGAAACUCAUCUUGAAAAAUGAAAAUGUGGAUAGGCAUGUAGACCUGCUAGAAGUUGCCCAGGAAACUGAUGGGUUUUCAGGAAGUGACCUAAAAGAAAUGUGUCGAGAUGCUGCUCUUCUCUGUGUCAGAGAAUAUGUUAAUUCCACAUCAGAAGAAAGCCAUGAUGAAGAUGAAAUUCGGCCUGUGCAACAGCAAGACCUGCAUCGGGCAAUUGAAAAGAUGAAGAAAUCAAAGGAUGCAGCAUUUCAGAAUGUUUUAACACAUGUUUGUUUAGAUUAAGAGUAAAGAUCAUUUGUACAGUUCA